UCCGACUCGAGCGAUGUCGAUACAAUGUAAUGAAGGAAUCAAUUAUUCAGACUCUUUCUCUUCAUCUUCUCUCUUUCUCUUUGUGGCUGAGUACGCUAGUAACUAGGACUACCUAGGCCAACGUGGUCUUUCUUGUUGGAUCGCCUUUUUAGUCGUUUCCUGUCGACUGUUCCAUUGCGUGGGAUUUGUACCAAUCACAAUAUGAAGGCCUCGUCAAGCGCUGCUUCACCUUCAACAGCUCCCGCUACGUCAAAGCCUACUAUCCACCGCACGAGAACCGGGGCUCGGGGGUCUCAUAGCCGCGUCUGCGUGGUGACGGGGAGCCCGAUCGCGAAGGAGAAUGGUAGGGAUUUAUCUUCACGGAAGAUAAAAGCGAACUCCCUCAGUGGAGAUGACGGGUUGCAAGACGACAUAGAAGCUGCAACAAGCCAAACCACACUGAACACGGAAAUUGUCCCCGCUGCCUACAUUCUGAACGGAAAACCGCGAAAGAAAAAGAAUGAGAACCGAUUCGGGCUCGACUUUGAGGAAUCUGAAGCGGCUCUGAAGAACUCCCGGGAGCGGGCGAAUGACUGGAAGAGUGAAAAUGAAGACCAGGGAGAGUUGGAUAGAAAUGAACAAUCCUCGGACGCGGGCACACUCUCGUCCACCCGUGCUUCUUCGACGACCAACGAUCGGCACACUGCAAAUUGGCGAGGCGCGGCGGUCUGGAUCAAGAAGGUUUUUCCGCCGAGCAAGGGAAAGGUCACGCUGCAGCAGCAAGACUUUUUGAGAAGUCUGUUGGGUGAUGUUGAUCAACAGGAGAAAGGCGGGGAAGUCGUUCUUGGUGGUGCUACUGGGUCUACGGCAAACGUGGGAAAUCGAAAGUCUGUUUCGUACGACGAGGAUGCGCCCACAGUCGUGUCCGGUUUCCAAAAUCUUGUGCAAGUUUCAGAAUCGUCCGAACAAGAUAUUCAUGAUCCACAGCAGGAUCAGAUGUCCCUGCAGAUUCCAACGCCACUCACCAGCGAAACUGAGCGACUCAUGUCAGAACCAGAUGAAGCGCAACAUCCUGUCGCACUCGCCCCUCCGGAGCCGCUCUCCCCGGUGAAAUCGGCGACCCAUUACUACUUAAGCGAAACCGAUCGCCGGUCCCGAGAAAAGAUCGAGCACGUGUUCCGGUCAAGCUUCGGGGGCGGAAGAAACAACAGCAUCUACACUUCGGAAGACCCGGCGUUGGUUUGUCCGUACCUGUACAUUGGCAGCAUGGCAAUCUGUACCAGCUCCAUUUUGAAACGACACAAGAUCGACUACUUGGUAAACGCCUGCGCCACCGUGACGAGCAUGUCUAGCUGUAAUAGCAAUUGUUCCACCGGCGGAGCAGGAGGUCCAGGAGCAUCGUCUUCACCACCGGCCGCUACACCGUCGCAUCAAGCCUCUUCGUCCACCAUAGCCGGUCCGCUCCGUCCAACCUUUUCCCUCGCCCUCGCGGACCACCCGAAGUACGCUUUAAACCGUGAUACUAUGGACGACUUAGUGCAGUUCAUCGACGACGCCCGGGCCCGAAAGAAAACGGUGCUGAUUUUCUGCGCCCGCGGCGUGUCCCGCUGCGCCACGGUGUGCUGCUGGUACUUGUUGUGCGCCAGGUUGGCGACUUCGGUCAAUGGUGCUUUGGCGCUGGUGCAGAAGAACCGCCCCAUUUGCGAUCCGAACAAGGGAUUUCGAAAGCAGCUGAAGGACUUAGAACUGGAGAUCCGGGAGUUCACCGCCAUCGGAGACGAAUUCUUGAAAAUUGACAGUUGGGAAAGGAAAAAAAUGGUGGUGGACCAGCUCGUUGGGUCUUGAGAAAAAAAAAAUUUCACCUCAAAGAAACCAUAACGGUGAUUUAUGGUUUGUAGUUUUAUAAACCUUUCGAUUUCCUGCACCUGCUUGCUGUUUCGAAUUUGAAUUAUCGCAUUCGGAGAUGAACUAGAUUUGCAAGGAGAAAAAUGUAAAAUUUCUUUACUAACAGCCGCUGCUCGUUACGUGAAACAAACAGACAGCAAAAACUCGUGACUUGCUGAGCUCGUUGUUUACGUUUAUAACGAGGACCGUGAAUGAGAAAGAUGAU
Amoebophrya sp. A120 is the source of this 2089-nucleotide messenger RNA. NCBI's taxonomy places the organism in Eukaryota, Dinophyceae, Syndiniales, Amoebophryaceae. The record is from the annotation of a GenBank genome assembly.